Drosophila eugracilis is the source of this 525-nucleotide messenger RNA. Its product is annotated as diptericin A. NCBI's taxonomy places the organism in Eukaryota, Metazoa, Arthropoda, Insecta, Diptera, Drosophilidae. The coding region runs from base 29 to 349 and encodes 106 amino acids. The record is from RefSeq and is a predicted model, not a curated record. The transcript has a single exon.
UCUAACGUUUCAAUCUACAGAAAACAAGAUGCAGUACACCAUAAUCUUCGCCCUGCUCUGCUGCACAAUCGGAGCUACUUUGGCCCUUCCGAUGCCCGAUGAUAUGACAAUGAAGCCCACUCCACCACCAUCUUACCCGCUAAAUCUUGAGGGACAAGGAGGUGGCCAGAGAGGUGAUGGGUUCGGCUUUCGUGUGAAGGGUCAUGAGAAUAUCUGGACCAGCGACAACAAACGCCACGAGGUGGGUCUGACUGGAGAAUAUGGCCAGCGAUUGGGAGGACCAUAUGGAAACUCAGAUCCCAGCUGGAAAUUCGGAACUACCUACACCUACAGAUUCCCGAAUUUCUAAGCGUCAUAUUCACUUUUUGCAUAAUAAUUUACCAAAUUUAAUCACAUGUACAAGUAUACCUGUCCGCAGUUUGCUUAUCUAGAUGGAAGUUUUUGUCAGGUAUUUUAAAAUUUUAACUUUUGUAUAUUCAGAAUAUUGCGAAAUAUAUUGCCAAAUAUAAGCAUGUGCAAACCUGA